Ipomoea triloba (trilobed morning glory) is the source of this 2421-nucleotide messenger RNA. RefSeq lists its product as uncharacterized. Lineage: Eukaryota; Viridiplantae; Streptophyta; Magnoliopsida; Solanales; Convolvulaceae. The transcript has 11 exons. The record is from RefSeq and is a predicted model, not a curated record. The coding region runs from base 568 to 2244 and encodes 558 amino acids.
AGUUUGUGUUCUCAGCCUCUGAAUCUGCAAAGUGCGAAGUGGGAAAAACGCGAAGACGGGUAGGAAGGAUUGUGAUUUGUGAGUUCCUUGAAGAAAUGGCAUGUUUCCCGUUUGAACUUCUCCAAAGGGUCCCCUCCUUUUUCCCCUUCUGUCUUCACGCCAAUCCCUCUUUUCUCUGACCCCUCAAAAAGCAUAAAGAAAAAGCAAAGGAGGAGAGGAAGAAGGAGACAAUCCCACUCCCAAACCCACCCUCUCUCUCUCUCGCUCAUUUUCAUCAUUCCAAAAAAUCCUUCUUUGUUUACAUUAUCUUCUUUCCCGUUUGCUCACUUGUAUGAAACAAUUGCCAAGAUUCGAACUGGAAAGAUCCUUGAAAUCUUCAACAUCUAACCCAUUCUUCCAAAUCUUUACUUUUUCCCCUCGAAUCCUGUAUAUUCAAUUCAUUCUUUCUCCUUUUUCUUUUCCUCAUAAACCCUUUUCCUUGUCUGUUCCCAUUCUUUUCUAAUACAGGCGCAUAUAUAGAGUCAGAAACACAGUAUGCGGGUCUGUUAUUGGAUGGGGUGAGUUGAGAUGGGUGGCGUAGGAAGAGUGGAGGUGAUUGGUAGCAAAGGGUGUUCUAAGCUGUUUGUGGAUAUUUCUUCUUCAUUCAGAGGGCUACAACCUCAUUCUUUAGACCCACCAUUGCCCAUGAGCCCAGCUUCCUCUAACACUGUAGUAACAGAAUCGAGGGUCGCAGCUCGAUCCGUUGGCCCACUUUCUGGGCUUGUCAUCUGUGUCACUGGAUUAUCAAAAGAAGCCAGGAUGCAAGUGAUGGAAGCAACAGAGAGGUUGGGUGGUCAAUACAGCCCACAUUUGCAUCCACAGUGUACCCAUUUGGUGGUUCAAAGCUUUUGUGGCCGCAAAUUUGAGCAUGCCCUGAAACAUGGAUCCAAAAUUGGUCUUUUGAUUGUUACACUGGGUUGGUUUGUUGAUAGUGUGAGAAAUAAUGUUAGGUUGAGUGAAUCACUUUAUAGUGUCAAAGUUGCCGGAGAAGGUGUCUCUUUGGAUGUUUUCAACCGAAUUGGUCAGAAAGAUGACACUCAGACUUCUUGUCUUCCCAAGGGAGCACUUGAACAUCACAAAAAAUCCAACAUGAUUGAAGAGCCACAACAGAAUGUUUCAGAAAGAGAAUAUAUGAAAAGAACUACAGGCUCUCCUUUGUCUGGUCAUUCAUUUUAUGUAGAUGUUGGUGUGUCUGAUGAGCUGCGUAGGAAGGUUGUUGAGGCUGCUUCUGCCCAAGGUGCUACUUUGGUGGAUCAAUGGUUUGUUGGUUGUGGUGCCAGUCACAUAGUGUGUGAGGGAAAUUCUAUUCGGAAAUAUCUUGGUCAUUCUACAAAUAUUGUUACACCAUUAUGGGUUCUGAAGACUGUGAAGGAAAAGCAACUGCAAAGACUUGUUCACAUAUCUGCUGAUCUAGCUAAGCAAACAGGGAUAAUGAUUGAUAGUAUUCAAUCUGGCAUUUAUAGAGAGGGGAAGAAGAUGAUAAUAAUACCGUCUCAACCCUUCCUAGAUGAUGCACCAAAUUCUAUGUCUAGAAUAAGUCAUGAAGAGAGGCAAAAGAUCGUAAACCUGGCUAAAGAUGGAGUAAGGAAGAGACGGGGUAAACGUAUGCAGACAUGUCAAACCCCAAUGCGUCCAAUAACACCAAGUAGCCUUUUGGAUUCCAUCUGCUGGUCAAUUUCUGAGCCAACUUCAACUGCCUCUAUUUAUAUGGACUCUUCUAGCGUUGAAGAUGCUAACCUGCAAAACACAUCUGUCUUCUAUGACGCUAAGGAGGAUGGGAAGGAAUCUGAAUUUUCAUUUGUGAACUUAUCCCGACCACUUAAGGAAAGUGAGAAAUCAGAGCUGGUACUGAAGAGCCACUUUCUUACCAUACUGUUUCCAGUUGACCGGUUUUCAGAAAUGGGCCCUUGCUCAAGAACAUAUUUCAGUGAUAAUAAUGGCUUUAAGUGUCUGCAGGUCUUGGAUUAUAUAUAUGCCUUUUACCAGGAAAACAUGUCUAUUCAAGAAAUCGAGGUAGCCAUUCACACCGACUCCAGAUACGCUGAUAGGCUGCGUGCUGUAUAUUGCAGCCGCGAAACCACAGAACGUGGCUAUGCGGAAUUCAAAAGGAUCGAGUUUAUGGGUAGCCGAAAGAGCUUCGAAAUGUUGAAGCGAGUUUCUGGGGAUAAUAGUAGCAAUGUGUAUGAGUUGCUGAUUAGAGCUUGAAGGCAAUACAGAAAACUAAAUCACUUCUUUGGUUUCAUUAUGAGUGUCUUCUUGAAAAAAAAAAGUUGUAAAUAUUUGCUAACAUAAAGAAAAGUUUUCAUCGUGUUUAUCCUUUUACAUGCAAUCUGUACAAUUAUAUUUGUUUUCUAAUUGGAACACAACCAUUGUUGUUAUUGA